Molecule: messenger RNA, 3456 nt
Organism: Polyodon spathula (Mississippi paddlefish)
Lineage: Eukaryota; Metazoa; Chordata; Actinopteri; Acipenseriformes; Polyodontidae
Product: LIM domain-containing protein 2-like
Exons: 3
Coding region: 170-472 (100 amino acids)
Biological process (GO): actin filament bundle assembly
Cellular component (GO): plasma membrane; actin cytoskeleton
Molecular function (GO): actin filament binding
Source: RefSeq, a predicted model, not a curated record
UUCCAGCUCAUGAGAGAAAGAAUAAGAGGCAGAUAGCUCACGCACAGGAAGCCGGUACGCGCUGUCAGAGCACUGCUGCAGAGAAAAAGAAGACAAAAAAAAAAAACCCUAAGCCCACACCGCGUCAAGAAGCGCUAUUCUCGGUGUUUAUUUCUCAGCGAUAAGAAGCAUGUCAUUCAGCCUGAAGCCCCAGGCAAAGGAGCUGUGUGCCUCCUGUGAGAAGACGGUGUACCCCAUGGAGCGCCUCGUCGCUGACAAGAACGUCUUCCACUCGUCCUGCUUCUGCUGCAAGCACUGCAACACCAAGCUGAGCCUGGGCAGCUAUGCGGCGCUCCACGGGCAGUUCUACUGCAAACCGCACUUCCAGCAGCUCUUCAAGAGCAAAGGCAACUACGACGAGGGCUUUGGCCGCAAGCAGCACAAGGAGCUGUGGAGCGUGAAGGAGGCAGAGAGCGGCACCAAGAGCGCCUGACCAGCCCCGCGGCUCCGAGACCUGCCCCUAUAGCCUUGCGCUUAGCGUCCUGCCAGAGCUCCUCCUCCUCCUCCUUCUUCUUCUUCUUCUUCUUCUUUUAAAGCAAACUCUUUUUAAAAACCUUGUAUCUUAACAGCAUGCUCUCAGGAAAGUGCUGCCACAAACGAGCAUUCCCUGCAUCUUCAAAGAAGGAAUAUGUGACCCAGAAAAGCACUCGGAGGAGGCUGUCUCUGGAAGCCCUUCCACAGAGUCACCAGAACAAGUCUGCAUUGCAUUGACAGGAUCUUGUUAAUUUAAUUGUGUGCAGGUUUUCCCUUGUUUGCAUGGUGUUCUUUUUCAGAGAUGCCGUGCCCUUGUGAUUGGAUGGUGCUCCUGGCUGCUGAUUGGUCUGGUCUAGAAGGCACAGUCCCUCUCUCCAGCCGGGGGGGGAGGGGCUGGAUUCAGACCCGGCUCAAUGCUUGGCGAUCUCCAGGCUCCACGACUGCUCUGGGCCACGUUGUCCUCGUCACCCGAGCCCCUCCGAGAACAAGCCUGCCACCUGGGACUGGCAAGAACUGCAAGCCUAGCUGCUCAUUGGUCACUAGGCUGUAAUGGGUUAAAAUCUGGGCAGAACCUAGUUUUCAUAGUUAAGCACCACAGUCUUCUUGGUACCAAUCUGUCUAACAGAACCGGAACACACACCAGAAUCUCUCCAAGGUGUUGCGCACGAUCCCAGCGUGGCUGAGUUUGUGGAAUCUCAGGAGUCGUGAUUCUGGGAGAACGGAUGCUUCACUGCUGGGUCCUGUCUUUCUUUCUUUCUUUCUCCUCCUCUCCCCUACCUCAUGUGGACCAACCCAGGGUAUCAUGUUUGAGACUCAGAUCUCUUCAGCAGGGCUCCUGCCUUAAGUCACUGAAUCUCAAUCUUUGUAAAGGAGAAUGCAUUUGUUUUUUAUAUGAUCUAUCAAUUUGAAUUUUAGAGAAUUGUUUUUAAUGUUAAUUGAAAUGUUGAGGUAUCUGCAGAUACCUUUGCUUGCUUUUAUAACUGGCUGCAAUAGGUGAGAGAAUGCUUGUCACUUCAGGUACGUUUUUAUUUCAGCAUCUCUAGGAACGAGUCGGGGGCAGGUCUGUGGCACUCGUCUCCAGAGAGGUAUUAAACUGGGUUUCCAAUGCUGGGUUGCUUCCUAGUUUCCGAAAGAAAACAAAUCGAAUGAACCCUUUUACUGCUGAAGCAUAUUAGAAAACAUUUUGAACCUUUUUAAUGCCUUGUCUCUUUAUUAGUAAAAUAAAAUUCUAUUGUUUUACUUGGUGCUUUGGUUUCCAUUAAAAAAAAAAAAAAAAAAAAAAAAAAAAAAAAAAUGUAUUCCCUUCCUUUAGCCACACAAGUGAAGUGCGUGUGUGUCAUCGGGCACUGAAGGGGUUAAACUGUCCGUACACUUCCAGCCACUGCGUUAUGAAACCAAGAAGCCAAGCCAAUGCGCUGGUCAGAGCUGCUGAUCUGUGCCGUUGCACAGCGCUGGUGAGAGUGUCAGCUACAGUAUUUGUGUUCUUCCCUUGGUUUCUUACCGUGUAACCAGUAGACACAAAUGAACCUGUAAAGAACCACAGAUAGCCUGUAAAGAACGAAUGCACGGCCUGUCUUUCAUUGGCGAGUCUGAAGGCACAGUAUAUCUAGAUGUUUCAAUACAGAGGAGGAUGCAUUCAUUAGACCUGCGGGUUGAUUGUGUAAUGGCUGUGUGUCUAACUGGACUGUGCAUCCUCCGAGAUGAAGGGGCCCCGCAGAGAUUAACUUUGCUGUUUCAGUUUUUUUAUAUAUUUGUUUGUUUGUUUGUUUAUUUUUUGUAGUAGUAUUUGGAGUAAGUUUCUCUAUUGUUGAUUGGGUCAUCGGAUGCUUCUUAAUUGUGAAGUAAUUGAGAGGCAGGUGCUGUGGAGAGGGGGGUAUAGGCAAUGUUAGGUGUGUGUGGCUUUCUAUCAUUGUGAGCAUUAGUAUGGGGGAAUGCAGCAGCUGUUUUAGUGGCAUUGAGGCAGGAAGAUCUGUUGUACUGCAAAGGUGUAUCAAAAACUGUAUCAGGUGCAGCAAACCUAAAGCAAAAAAAGAACAAAGCCGAAAGAGGAUGUUCAUGUUUUGGGUGCGAUAAACCCAGAAGUGAAAUUGUUCUCCAUAACAGGGUUUUCAGCACCAAAGUAAAAAAUGAACUGUUGGAAACGCGGUCACAGAGAACAAAUGUAACUUUUUUGUUUUGCUGGUUGGUUUACUAAGAAAUGUAAAGAUAAGGAGGGUGGGACGCGUUCUCUGAACUGUUCGCUGUUUGAUUUUGUAUAAACGUGAUUGAUAUCACAGCAGUGGAGAUCUGGAGCCGAACCCACAGGCUCUGGUUUGGGUCAGUCUUUCAAAUCCCUCGAAUGUGGGUCAUUUUAAAUGCCUAGAAAAUCUGCAUGUAGAUCAGAGAAGCGUGAAGUAUGAGGUUUCUUUCAUACAAGACGACCCCUCUGUUAGGCUGAGUGCUCUCUUUGAUCUGCCGAAGACGCAGUUAAAAUGUCAGUUCCUUGAAUUGGAUCAGUGUGUAGCCCAAGAGCCUAUAUUGCAUUAUAUUUUGUAUUGUAGCGUGUUUGUUUGGAGAAUCCUGUGAAUCUUCCCGAUGUGUUUAGUGUCUCUUUCCUCAAGUAGACGGUCCUUUUUCUGAACGAUUCGGAUUUAAUUGAGGAUCUGGAGAAGGAAGAUUCGGUCUGUUAUUUGCGCCCUGUUUUAUUUAAAUAACAGUAAGAUUAUCCCACACCGAUAUUGUAACUGCAGUUUCUUGUAUGCUCGAAUGCUCCUCAUAGUUCCUCCACAAACUCUCAGUGGUCCUAUAAUAUUGUUUCAGCUCCCUUAGCUGGGGGGCUCUCCUUAACCCCUGUAUCUGAAUCAAUGUGGUAUAGAGGAUGUUUAGUGGAUCUGGAGUCCUCCCCCCCCAUUGUAAUUAAGAACAUAAGAAAGUUUACAAACGAGAGGAGGCCAUUCGGCCCAU